This is a messenger RNA of Cyphomyrmex costatus, 722 nucleotides long. RefSeq lists its product as uncharacterized. The coding region runs from base 108 to 641 and encodes 177 amino acids. The transcript has 2 exons. The record is from RefSeq and is a predicted model, not a curated record. Lineage: Eukaryota; Metazoa; Arthropoda; Insecta; Hymenoptera; Formicidae.
AAAACACAAACUGCUUUUAGAACAAACUUGUAAUUUGUAUGCCAAGAUUGCCAAGUAUGUUCGCACUAACGUGUUAUAAUUGAUUGUGAAUAGAGAUUUACUACGAGAUGGAAGACUUUGUACCAACACGUAGUUCCCAAGUCAAGAAAAUUGCGACGAGUGAUUACAUAUGUGUACAUUAUACAGCGCCAAAGAAAAAGGUGAAAUCUACAGAUGACUUAGAUAAUAAAGAUAAACUUAAGGAAUCUACGAAACAAACGCCUGCUGAAUUAAAGCAGCAGCAAGAAAAAGAGAUGAAGAAGUUGCGAUAUGAGAUUAUCAAAUUUGGUAUGUCUGGUUUCGAAAAACCGAAAGCGAGGAAAGCAAAGGUUGAGCUCGCUAUUAGCUUAGGUGCAAUACCUCCCAAGAACAGAAGGAUGAAUUACAACGCGUUAAAGACGCGUCAAAAAAUAGAGAAAGAGAAGAAGAAGGAGGAAGGACAUAAGUCUAAGUCUCGAUUCGCCAGUAGUCAGCUCAAACCCAAGUCCAAGAAAACGCGGAAGAAGGAUAGCAGCAUUUUACAAGUUUAUGGGAAAGUACCGAAAAAUAUCUUGCAGAACAAGAAGACAUCAAAAAGUAAAAAAAGAGUUUCUGAAACAUAAAACUUUAUAAAACUCUACAAGAAAUUGGUAGAGUAAAAUGGAAAUAUGUUUUAAAUAUCAUCUUGUAAAUAACAUCUUAUA